Messenger RNA from Pollicipes pollicipes, 2994 nucleotides. RefSeq names its product WD repeat-containing protein 3. Bases 116 to 2875 code for a protein of 919 amino acids. The transcript has 16 exons. Lineage: Eukaryota; Metazoa; Arthropoda; Thecostraca; Pollicipedomorpha; Pollicipedidae. Gene Ontology annotation, biological process: maturation of SSU-rRNA. Gene Ontology annotation, cellular component: small-subunit processome; Pwp2p-containing subcomplex of 90S preribosome. The record is from RefSeq and is a predicted model, not a curated record. Gene Ontology annotation, molecular function: protein binding; snoRNA binding.
GUCGGCAUAGAGGUGCACGUGGUCGGUUGAAUAGACAUAUCUAUUUUAAAAGUUGUGCACGUGAUACUGGUGUAAUGUGCACGCAGGAAAGUUUGUGAUUUCCAACAGGCUCAGGAUGGGGCUGACCAAGCAGUACCUGCGCUUCGAGGCCGGACCCGUGUUCGGCGUGAUCGGCAGCCGCGACUGCAACGUCUGCUGGCUGGAGAUUGACGGCGUGCAGCGGCGCUAUGUGGCCGCUGCCGCCUGCGAGAAGAUCCACGUCUGGGACACGGUCACCGCCGAAAGGACCAUGGUGCUGCACGGCGCAGCCAGCGAGGUCACCUGCCUGGGCGUCCACGACAAGCGGGCUCUGCUGGCCGCCGGCUACGCGGACGGCUCGGUGCGGCUGUUCUCGCUGACCUCGGGUGACCUGCGGGUCACGCUCACCGGCCACCGGUCCGGGGUGAACGCCGUCAGCUUCGACGAGGCUGGCAUGCGCCUGGUGUCCGGCGCCAAGGACACCGAGAUCGUGGUGUGGGACGUGGUGAGCGAGGCCGGCCUGUACCGGCUACGCGGCCACAAGGGCAGCGUCACCCAGGUGCGCUUCAUGCGCCGUCGCAACUGCCUCGUCUCCUCCUCCAAGGACACCUACGUCAAGUUCUGGGACCUGGACAACCAGCACUGCUUCAAGACGCUGGUCGGCCACCUGACAGAGGUGUGGGACUUCGUGCUGAACGAGGACGACACGCGGCUGGUGACCGGCUCUGGCGACGCCGAGCUGCGCGUGCACGCGCUGCGCUUCCUCGAGCCGACCGAGCCGCCGGCGGCCAAGGCGCCGCGCCUCAGCGAGGCGGACGGUGACGAGCUGGAGGGUGACAGUUCCAACUUUGAGUGCACCCGGAUCGGCAGCAUUCUGCGGCAGGGAAAAGACCGCGUGUCGCGCGUGGUGAUCGACAGUCAGUGUCGGCUGGUGUGUUUCCACGGCAACGACCAGACGCUGGAGCUGCUCUAUCUGAACACGGAGGAGGAGACGGCCAGGAGGCUACAGAAGCGCCAGAAACGCGACCGAAAGCGGGCGAGGGAGGCCGGCGAGGACGCCAAGCCAGCGCCGCUGACGGCCCAGACGCUGCAGGACGAGCUGCGCCGGCUCACUAGCAUCACCUGUCCGUCCAAGGUCAAGGCCGUGGACGUCUCGCUCAGCGGGCCACAACAGGCCAAGCUAACGGUGCUGCUGGCCAACAACUCGCUGCUGACGUACGGGCUGACGGUGGACACGAGCGGCGGUCGUGACGCGGCCGAGCCGGGCGCCCACCUGCAGCUGCCCGGACACCGGUCGGACGUCCGCGCGCUCGACUUCUCCGCGGACGGCACGGCGCUCCUCUCGGCCUCCUCCGAGCAGCUCAAAGUCUGGAACAAGUCGACCCAGCAGUGUAUCCGCACGCUGCCGUGCGAGCCGGCGCUGUGCGCGCUGUUCGUGCCCGGCGACCGGCACGUGCUGAUCGGCACCAAGAGCGGCCGGCUGCAGCUGCUGGAGCUGGCCUCCGGCCGCCGUCUGGAGGACGUGGCUGCGCACGAGGCCGAGCUCUGGUCGCUGGCGCUGACGCCCGACCAGCGCGGCUUCGCCUCCGCCUCUGCCGACAAGCAGGUGAAGCUGUGGCGCUUUGAGCUGGUGUCGACGGAGCAGGGCGCCAGGCAGCUGUCGUUCCUGCACACGGCCACGCACGCGCUGGACGAGGACUGCCUAAGCGUGCGUUUCUCGCCGGACGGCCGGCUGCUGGCCGUGGCGCUGCUCGACAGCACCGUCAACGUCUUCUUCACUGACACUAUGAAGCUGUUCCUGUCGCUGUAUGGCCACCGGCUGCCCGUGCUGUGCAUGGACAUCAGCCACGACUCGACCCUCAUCGCCACCGGCAGCGGCGACCGCAACGUCAAGAUCUGGGGCCUCGACUUCGGCGACUGCCACAAGUCGCUGUUCGCGCACGACGACAGCGUGACCGCGCUGCGGUUCGUGCCGAGGACGCACCACUUCUUCACGUGUGGCAAAGAUGGCCGCGUCAAGCAGUGGGAUGCCGACAACUACCAGCGCAUACAGACGCUCGAGGGACACUGCAAGGAGGUGCUGGCCAUGGCGGUCAGUCCUGACGGCCGGUGGGUGCUGAGCUCGUCACGCGACCGCUCGCUGCGGCUCUGGCAGAAGACGGACGAGCCGCUCGUGCUGGAAGAGGAGCGCGAGGACGAGCGCGCGCGCGAGGAGGAGCAGCGGCUGGCCAGCGGGCAGGCGGCCGCCGUGCCGGGCGAGAGUGACCGGGAGGCCGGCCGGCCCGGCCAGAAGACGGCCGAGACGGAGCGCGCGGCGGAGCGUAUCAUGGAGGCUGUCACCAUCUACAAGCAGGUGUCGCGCGCGCUGCGUGAGUCGAGCUCGGCCGAGCUGCACCCGCUGAUGCUGGCCUACAACUGCGCCACGCCCGACCUGUUCAUGGCCGAGGUGCUGCGCCGGGUCAAGUCCAGCGAGCUGGAGGAGAGCCUGCUGGUGCUGCCCUUCAGCUACGUCACCGACCUGCUGUACAUUCUGGAGCGGCUGGUGGCCGGCAGCGGCGAGGUGGAGCUCGUCUGCCGCUGCCUCUGCUUCCUGAUGCGCGUCCACCACGGCCAGAUCGUCAACAACGGCGUGCUGGCGCCGGUCAUAGAGCGGCUGCGCGCCGCCGCCGGCCGCCAGGUGCAGCAGCUGCGGGACACGAUCGGCUUCUCCAAGGCGGGCCUGGAGUUCCUGCAGCGCGAUCUGCUGGAGCGCGAGAGCGUGGCGCUCUUCGUGGACGCCUCGCAGAGCGUCAGCGACAAGCGCAAGAAGCGGAGGAAAAAGGAGCGCGCUGCGCAACGGGCUGUGCUGCUCAUGUAGACCGGAGAGCGUGCUGGACUGACCUGCUGAUGCCACGGGGACCAGCGGCCGCAGGGCCAGCGCCGCAGGCUGCGCCGUCAUCUUCAUUGUGUACGGAAUACACCGAUGUUGGAAUCCGG